Molecule: messenger RNA, 828 nt
Organism: Protopolystoma xenopodis
Lineage: Eukaryota; Metazoa; Platyhelminthes; Monogenea; Polystomatidea; Polystomatidae
Source: the annotation of a GenBank genome assembly
AUGCGUCCAAUUAAGUCACUCUUACAACACGACCAGGUUGCGAAACGAGUUAUCUCUUUUUCUCGGAUUUCUGAUCAUCAUGUGUCCAUUUGUAUUGCAGACACUUACCCUGCUGCUUAUAGCCGUCUGAGUACCAGCCCUGAGUCAAGUCGACCCACCAGCCCCUUAGGCAGCACCUCUGCUGUCUCAUGGUCCGAUGUUACAACCGCCCCUCCGAACUACACCGAGCGACGUCGGCAGGGUCGGCGUUUCCCAUACGAUUCCCUUCUCCCAGUUCCAUUGUCCCAAAGGAAUCUUGGUCGGGUUUUAAACUCCGAUGCUGUUUCAGCUUGUACUUCUGAUGCUGCUCAACUGAACAGCAGGCAGAAUUCACAGCUGAGUCUGGCUAGUGAGGAGAGUCAAGCACACCAAUGCGCAGUUGGAGAGGACCCACUAUCUGCUUGCCGUUUACCUCCCAUUACUGGCAUUCUUGGCAUAUCUCAAGCCGGCCGGUUGUCUGCCUCUUCAUCAUAUUCCCCUCCAUCCCAUCCUUUUAGUUCUUAUCUCACAUACACAAAGAGAGACUCAAAGGCAACUCGGUUGAUUGUUGCCUCCGAUCGUGAUGUUUCUUCAAGUUUGAAAGCACUUGCUUCGAACAGUCUGAUCCCAAUGUGGAGAGGCCAUGUCAAUAGCGCCGGCCCCGAAGUACCUCGUAAGACCUCGCUCUGCGAGUCCUCAUUGCACACCGAAGGCGUUGAAAUUGCACCAAAUCUGACUGCAGUGGCUGCAAAUACCGAAGAUCCGAGAGCUUUGCUGAUGACAGCGAAAGAAGAGUAUAUUGUCGCUGCU